This is a messenger RNA of Eupeodes corollae, 1299 nucleotides long. RefSeq lists its product as uncharacterized. The transcript has 3 exons. The record is from RefSeq and is a predicted model, not a curated record. Gene Ontology annotation, cellular component: nucleus. Bases 1 to 1299 code for a protein of 432 amino acids. NCBI's taxonomy places the organism in Eukaryota, Metazoa, Arthropoda, Insecta, Diptera, Syrphidae. Gene Ontology annotation, molecular function: DNA binding.
AUGGGAAUUCCAAAUACUCCGGAUCUAAAGCAGAUGCUGGAGGAUGAAAGUUUUAGUGAUUUAGAGACCGAACGAAAUAUGAUCCGAGAGGAAGCUCGAAAUAACAUUCAAGAGUUUGAUAUGGCACGUACAAAAACAGACCGAAAAGUGGGUUCGCAUUCUUCAGAGCAGAUGCAAGCUGCUCUCGAUUUGAUCGAGAAAGGGAAAAGCAUCAGGGAAGCUGCAAAAUUAAAAAAAUUAUCGUUUACAACCCUGUAUCGGUAUUACAAAAAAAUUAAAAACAAUCCAGAACAAGCGAACAUCAGACUUGUUCCGAACUAUGAAAUUAACAAAGUUUUUACCGACGCUCAAGAGCAGACUCUAAUAGCCUAUCUGAAGGAAUCCGCCUAUCUUUUUUAUGGCCUUUCCAACAUUGAUUGCCGAAAGCUGGCUUAUGAAACAGCUUUAAUAAAUAAAAUCAAAGUUCCCGAGAGCUGGACGAAAAACCAAAUGACAGGCAUCGACUGGUUGAAAGGUUUUCGAGCCCGACAUCGAGAUGUCUCAUUGAGAAUCCCUGAGAGCUGCAGUUUAGCACGGGCAACGGGAUUUAAUAAAUUCAAUGUUGACCUAUAUUUCAACAAUCUGGAGAGGGUUUUAAUUAGACAUCCACAAUUUUCCAACGGGACAAGAAUUUUUAAUUUGGACGAAACUGCCACCACAACCGUUCAAAAACCUUUAAAAAUUCUAGCCCCGAAAGGAAUACGGUGCAUUUCUAAGGUUACCAGUGGGGAAAGAGGCACUUUGUCAACAACAUGUGCAAUAACUUGCGCAAGUGGAAUAGCGCUUCCACCCGUAAUUGUUUUUCCCAGAAAGAAUUUCAAAAAUCAUAUGCUACACGGCACACCACCCGGUACUUUAGGUUUGGCUACUCCAAGUGGAUGGAUGAACUCGGAACUCUUUCCAGAAGUGAUGAGGCAUUUUAUACAACACAGUUGUUCAUCUAAAGAAAACCCUUCGCUUUUAUUGCUUGGCAACCAUGAGUCUCACCUUUCAAUUGAAUACUUGGAAUUAGCGAAAACUAACGGCGUAACCAUGCUAACCCUGCCACCUCAUUCAUCCCACAAAACUCAGCCUCUCGAUGUGGGUCUGUUCAAGCCAUUUAAAAGCAUCUAUAACGCGUGCAUGGAUUCCUGGAUGAUGAGGCAUCCAGGUCAGCCCGUUACCAUAUAUGACGUGGGUGCUUUAGUUGGUGAGGCAUAUCAAAAAUCUAUGACGCCGACAUCAAUCACAAAUGCUUUCAAGAAAACAGGCAUACAGUAA